Messenger RNA from Aspergillus piperis CBS 112811, 366 nucleotides. RefSeq lists its product as uncharacterized. NCBI's taxonomy places the organism in Eukaryota, Fungi, Ascomycota, Eurotiomycetes, Eurotiales, Aspergillaceae. The transcript has a single exon. The coding region runs from base 115 to 321 and encodes 68 amino acids. The record is from RefSeq and is a predicted model, not a curated record.
GUACAUAGUUCGAAUUUUUCUUAUCACCCUUUCAGUCGUCCACUUUCCAUGAUCAGUGGAUCGACGAGGUGUACAAAUCCCAAUUGAGCGUUGUUCGCUACACCCUUGUCUUCGAUGUUACUAUUCUUGUCCUCACAACGUGUCCAUCGGAUUCCUAUUCGCACGGAGGGUCCCGUCUGCAUUUUACAGGGGUGGCUUCCUGUGAUUCUUUCUUUUCGCCUGUCCCCCUUUCUCUUCGCCCUUCCCACUAUACAUAGCUUGUUUAUACCUUUCUUUCUUCCUUUCCUUUCAUUUCUUCCUUAUUCACCUCCGCGCUGCUGAGCGGCGGAUUUGACUUUCGGUCGGCAUCAUUGCUCUGUUAGCCCG